UACGUGGUUGUGGUUUAUUUUGUUUUUCCGUUCUUCUUACCAAGCUCGAGUUUUGCUCCUAGCAAUACACAUAGAAGAAAAUAAUUUGUAAUUAAAUUGAACAGUUUUGUUAACCGCCAAGAACUUAGCCUAAUAAAUUCAAGAUUUGCAUAAUCCGUGACACUGGUCACCCCAGGAUUAAAGGAUUACCCGAAAUAGUAAACAUCACCUGAUCAGACUCUGAAGCUUAAUUUGAAAAUAUUUACCGAGUGAGAUUGUACACUGAAGUUGUCAUGUCUUCUCUGUUGAAAAUAUCUACAGUGCAACGGAUCGUUGCCACAACCAAUCGCUUCUAUUCCGAUGCCGCUAAAUAUCCGAAAAUUACAACACAUUACACGGUUCAUCCAAGGGAAUCGGAUCCACGAUGGAAAGAUGUGGACAUGGAACGUUUCGCAGAUGAAGCUGACAUUUUGAUUAUUGGUGGUGGACCUGCUGGAAUGUCUGCGGCAAUAAGAGCCAAACAAUUAGCUGACGAACAGGGAAAGGAACUGAGAGUGUGUGUUGUCGAGAAGGCUGCGGAAGUGGGUGGUCACAUAUUAUCUGGUGCUGUUAUCGAUCCAAGAGCUCUAAAUGAAUUAAUACCGGAUUGGAAGGAGAAAGACGCACCACUAAAGACGCCAGUUGUUCACGACACAUUUUCGUUUCUUACCUCGACUGGUCGAUGGCCCAUACCAAUAUUUCCGGGCUCACCAAUGGAUAAUAGAGGAAAUUACGUUGUUCGACUGGGCCAUGUUGUCCGAUGGCUCGGUGAACAAGCCGAAGCUAUGGGCGUUGAAAUCUAUCCUGGUACAGCGGCAUCCGAGAUUUUGUAUCACGAAGAUGGCAGUGUGAAGGGUAUUGCAACGAAUGAUCUUGGUAUCGCCAAAGAUGGUUCACCGAAAGACACGUUCGCAAGAGGUAUGGAACUGCACGCAAAAAGCGUAAUAUUUGCGGAAGGUUGUCGGGGCCAUUUGACCAAACAAUUAAUGGCAAAAUUCGAUCUGAACGCUUCCAACGAACCUCAAUCUUACGGCAUUGGAUUGAAGGAAGUCUGGGAAAUCGAUGCCAGCAAGCACAAGCCUGGUUUGGUCGAGCAUUCGAUUGGCUGGCCAAUGGAUAAAAAUACGUACGGCGGAUCCUUCCUAUAUCACUUGAACGAAGAUACUCCCAUUGUUGCAGUCGGUUACGUUAUUGGCCUGGACUAUAGCAAUCCAUGGAUCAGCCCUUUCCAAGAGUUUCAACGAUUCAAAAAUCAUCCAAAAAUUCGUCCAAUCUUCGAGGGUGGCACCAGAAUCGCUUAUGGAGCUCGAGCAAUUAAUGAGGGCGGAUUCCAGAGCAUCCCGAAAUUAACAUUCCCUGGUGGAUGUUUAGUUGGCUGCGCUGCCGGUUUUCUAAAUGUACCAAAAAUUAAGGGAACACAUUACGCGAUGAAAAGUGGUAUGCUUGCAGCUGAAAGUGCUUGCACUGAAAUAUUUUCCGAAUCUAAGCAAGAGACUGUUGGACUCGAACCGAAAUCAUAUCCAGAUAAAAUCAAAUCGUCGUUCAUUUGGAAGGAUCUGCACAAGGUCCGCAACUUUCGACCAGCAUUUCACACAUCCCUUGGCCUGUACGGUGGCCUUGUCGGUAGUGGCUUCUCCAUGUUCUUGGGCGGUCGAGAACCUUGGACUUUAUCACACGGUGGCGCAGACCAUAUGAAGCUAAAGCCAGCGAACGAAUGCAAACCGAUCGAUUACCCGAAGCCUGACAACAAGGUCACAUUUGAUCUGUUGUCGUCAGUUGCCUUGACCGGUACGAAUCAUGAAGGUGAUCAACCGGCGCAUUUAACUCUCAAAGAUGAUUCGGUUCCUGUUGCAACGAAUUUGGCUAUUUAUGCAGGACCAGAAGCCAGAUUCUGUCCGGCGGGAGUUUACGAAUUUGUAGCUAACGAUGAGGGUGGCAACCAAAGACUGCAGAUAAACGCUCAAAAUUGCAUACAUUGCAAAACGUGCGACAUUAAGGAUGUUACUCAAAAUAUUAACUGGGUCGUUCCAGAAGGAGGCGGCGGACCCGCAUACAACGGCAUGUAAAACGAAUUUUGUUUCUUAAAAAAUUAAUUAUUUUUUGCACUGGUUGUCACUUUACGAGAAUAUACAAGAAAUUUACAGAAAAAAA
Molecule: messenger RNA, 2169 nt
Organism: Bradysia coprophila
Lineage: Eukaryota; Metazoa; Arthropoda; Insecta; Diptera; Sciaridae
Gene: Etf-QO
Product: electron transfer flavoprotein-ubiquinone oxidoreductase
Biological process (GO): electron transport chain
Cellular component (GO): mitochondrial inner membrane
Molecular function (GO): electron-transferring-flavoprotein dehydrogenase activity; iron-sulfur cluster binding
Source: RefSeq, a predicted model, not a curated record